This is a messenger RNA of Ricinus communis (castor bean), 1755 nucleotides long. Its product is annotated as E3 ubiquitin-protein ligase ATL4. The record is from RefSeq and is a predicted model, not a curated record. The transcript has 2 exons. Lineage: Eukaryota; Viridiplantae; Streptophyta; Magnoliopsida; Malpighiales; Euphorbiaceae. Bases 582 to 1088 code for a protein of 168 amino acids.
UAGGGUCUUGUAGCACAAAGAAUGAAAUAUAUUGAUUCAAGCUAUCAAUUCAUAAUCAGAAAAUUAGUCCCUUAAUAUGAUUUGGAUUUCACAAAAUACAGGGUAAUUCCUCAGCAAACACCUCUUGAAUUUGAUGUUAGAGAAAUAGAGCAUUAUUUAGUGAGCUCUAGAUGCUCCUCCAAAUUUAUUUAGAUACAGAAGAAAACAACACCACCAGCCCACAUGUAACGAAAUACCAUUUUCAGCUUCUGCUUGCCCACCAACUUCUUAGCUCUUAAUUAAAAUCAUAUAAGUAAGUAAGGCUUUCCUAAAUAUUACUUUCGUUUCAACCAUUUCUUGAUAACCUUAAAAGGAAAGACAAAAUUGGUUUCAAUUGGGUGCUUGAAAUUAGAAACUUUUAUCUGUGCGUAUGACUUUUGCACAAAGUUUUCAGCUUUUGAGUCUUGAACUCUUCUGAUAAGCCUUUUCUGUGUACUAAUUAUUGUUGGCGGUUCAAAGAAGAGAGAGAGAGAGAGAGCGAGAGAGAAUGCUGUAAAGAAAUCUCAAUCUGGGUUUGCGGAUUUGCAAUAAAUAAAUAGAUUAUGGCCAUGGAGAUUAUCGUUUCUGUGGUACUGUUGUUUGUGGGUAUUGCUGUUUUAGUAGCGAUUCAUGUUUGUAUAGUAGGGAGAGCUUUCAGGAGAGGAUAUGAGACUGGUCAGGAAAUUGGUCCAGGAAGUUUCAGCAGCAGCAGAUAUGGAAUCAAAAAGAUCUCAAACGAGGAAUUGAAGAAUCUCCCUUGCUUUGAUUACAAGGCAGCAGAGAAAGAAGGGAGUAGCUCUUCGGAUUGCGUAGUUUGCUUAGAGAACUUCAAUGUAGGUGAUAAAUGCAAGUUAUUGCCAAAUUGCAAGCACAGCUUUCACUCUCAAUGCAUAGAUUCUUGGUUGGUGAAGACUCCUAUUUGUCCAAUCUGCCGAACAAUUGUUAAUACUCCAAAGAUACAUUACAUUACCAACUGCGCCAUUGAAGACUUGCAGACAGACGAAUAUUUGAUCAUCUGUUUGAAUGCCGUUCAGGUGGGUGUCCUAUUUAAGGUGUCAUUAUGUUGUUAAACUAGUUAAUUACAUUACCAAUUUAUUGAUCAUAAGGCUUCUAAACAAGGUACUGUAUGGAAGAGGGCAAGUUACUCCUAGACAAACGUGCUGAACUCGGGACGAUGUGCUUUCUUGUCUUGUAUUACUUUACGCAUGCUAUCCAGGGUGGUUUUUGUUGUCUUCUUGCUUCUUUUUUCUCCAUGCUAAAGUAGUCUGUCUUGUCUGAUCAUUGCUGGAUUUUAGGGAAUAUGAUCACAAACCAACCUAGGAUUUCUCGUUAUGCAAGAGUGCUGUAUGAAGCAGGACAAUCACCUUGGGAUAAAAUCCGCUGUUCGUAGAACUUAAUCUCUGGUGUCAUCAGUUUCUCAUCAUUAUCGACUUACCACUGUUGUUUGUUCCUCGUAAAAUUCACCAGCUUUUUGUAAUUUGAUCUCUAAGCUACGGAAACACAAUUUCCUAACCAAGAUGCGGUACCGCAGGACAUAGAAUGCUUGAUUUGAGAUACUAGGAGAUGUCAGGCAAAUUUAAGCAGGAGGGUUUGGCUGAAGUGCCUCAGUACCAUCUAGGGCUUGCUCGAGCCCUCGACUCUUUCCAAUGCAGCACUUGCUUUCCCCUAAAGAGGAAAGUGGAAUACUGGUUGUUUACAUGAAAAUGAAAUUUAAUUCUAUUGUAUAGCAUGCAAGAA